Messenger RNA from Megalobrama amblycephala (Wuchang bream), 1572 nucleotides. RefSeq lists its product as uncharacterized. Gene Ontology annotation, molecular function: adenine phosphoribosyltransferase activity. The transcript is spliced from 5 exons. Bases 487 to 1038 code for a protein of 183 amino acids. The record is from RefSeq and is a predicted model, not a curated record. NCBI's taxonomy places the organism in Eukaryota, Metazoa, Chordata, Actinopteri, Cypriniformes, Xenocyprididae.
UUUGAGCUGAAACUUCACAGACAUAUUCAGGGGACACCUUAGACUUAUAUUACACUUAUCUUGUAAAAACUGGUUCUAGGGCACCUUUAAGUGCAUUGUUAUGAGUUAUCAAAUAGUCACAUUUACAGUUAGGCUACUGCUACCAUUAUAGUUCUCAGAGGAUAAUUGACAAAAACAGCAAAACAUGCGUGUGUUAUAAAAACAGUGACAGUGUUUUAAUGUUAAUAAGGUCGUAACUUGGAGGGGAAAAACAGGCAUUAGUUGCAUUGCAAAGAUUUUCUCAUUACCUCAUUAUUUAUUAAAAUGGUGAGUAGCCUAAAUAUAAACACUGACCAGUGUCUAAAUAAGCCUGGUUUGGAGCUAAUGGUUAAAUGACUACUCUGGAAGAGACAUGCAAACGCCCCCUUUAGACUACUUGAAAACUGAUACCAAAUACUACACGCCGUUACCGGGGUGAGUUUUCAGAAGUCUAGUGGUCUUUCCAGAAUGGAUGUUUUAGCAGUUCCCCAAAAGAGAGAAGACGGCUGGUACUUGUCUCUUAUGGCACCAAACACAAAGGGACCAAAGUUUGCAUGGCUUGAUCCGUCAAGACUCUAUUGCAAUUCACAGGCACUGUCAGAUUGUGUAAAAGAUCUUCUCAAACCAUUCCAAAAUGAGACCAUUGACCUGGUGGCUGGAAUAGAUGCCAUGGGCUUCAUCCUCGGGUCAGCUGUGGCCAUGAGUUUAGGAAAAGGCUUUUUGGCCAUUCGAAAAGCAGGACACUUGUGUGUUCAAACUCUCACUCAAGACUACAGCGACUACUCUGGACGAGAGAAGCUCAUGGAAGUGCGUGUUGAUGUGUUAAAGCCAGGUCUACGGGUUCUUAUUGUAGACCAGUGGAUUGAGACUGGAGGAACUAUGAGAGCAGCUAUCAAACUGGUGGAGAAUCAAGGAGCUACUGUUGUAGUUGCGGCAUGCAAGAUACAACACAAAGGAUUUGGACAGCUGCUUUCUGGGAGAGGGUGUAAUAGCUCCCGCUGUCGAAUGAAUAGCUAUUAGGAUCACUUUUCAGUAGUCUCGAUUAACUAGCUAAAAUGAGUGCUAUUAUUUCUCUAUUCUUUGUAGGCAUUGCUGCUGUGGCCAUUGAAAACAGUGAGGGAGGAAAGUGGAUAAAGGAAAACUAUAAAUAUUCCCACUGCAUUCCAAAAGAGCUGCAAUCUCAGAUAGACAGUCAAUACCUAGAGUUUUUUUAGAACUUCAGUGGUUAGAAAUAAGGAUAUUCACAUAAAAAUGUGAGAUUCCAAGGGGAAUCAGCCCUUGAAUCAUUUGGAGUAACAUAAUAGGUAAGAAAUGAUCAGAGCUUAUGACAUGUAUUUUUAUAUGUGGAGAUGAAUGGAUCGUGUGAGGACUGAUCUUUCUAAGCUGAAAUGGAUUUGAUCCAUUACACUCUUCCUGUUUUAAGCAUUCAGUCAAAUUGGUCAGAAAUAGUCUGUAGUUGUUACACGAAAUUACCAGUAGAGGUCACUAUCAGAUUGUAACUCAGGGGCCGUAUUCACAAAACAUUUUAUCUUACCACUAAGAGUUCUCCUAAAU